This is a messenger RNA of Pimephales promelas (fathead minnow), 2281 nucleotides long. The record is from RefSeq and is a predicted model, not a curated record. Lineage: Eukaryota; Metazoa; Chordata; Actinopteri; Cypriniformes; Leuciscidae.
UCUGUCAUAUCACUCAACCCCUACAGGGGGAGGUGCCCCGGGCACUUUCAGCAAAAAGAGAAAAUAUGUUUAUGGCUGAAGGGGAAAAAAGCCGUGUUUAAGUAAAAAGCUGCUGGACAGAGUUGUUUGGACGUUGUGGAAGUUUCUUCUGACAUCACGCAUCCGGUGCCAUGAACAACGAGUUUUUUCAGUCAUGUGGCCAAAUCUGGAUUGUCCUUCUGCUGACGACCGUCCCAGUUGUUCAGAGCGGGAAGGUUCUUGUCUUUCCUGUGGAUGGCAGUCACUGGGUCAACAUGAACAUCUUGGUUGAAGCACUUCAUGCCAAAGGUCACAAUGUUACAGUCAUCCGGAUGGCAGACAGCUGGUACAUCAAAGAAUCCUCACCUCACUACACAUCGAUCAAUCUCAAGUCUGAAGGAGGAUUUAGUGAAGAAUUCUAUGAGAUGUUUGCACUCAGACUCAUGAAAAUUCAGAGGGAAGGUUCCACCUGGGCUCGCCUCAAGCUGGAGAUAGAGAUGUGGGAAAGUACUUUUGAGUUGACGAAAAUAGAAAGAGAGAUGAUUAACAGUAUGAUGGAAGAUCAGCAGCUGAUGCAGUCCUUUAGGGAUGCCAAGUAUGAUUUGCUCCUUACAGAUCCACUCUUGUUUGGAGGCACCCUUUUGGGCCAUUUUCUGAAACUGCCCAUUGUCUACAAUGUCCGUUGGAUAAUGUAUAGUGAAGGUCAUUUUGCAAUAGCGCCCUCUCCGCUUUCUUAUGUUCCUUCUCUAAUGGUGGAGUUAUCAGACCGCAUGAGCUUUUUUCAAAGAGUGAAGAAUGUUUUGGUGUACAUCAUAACUGAAGCACAAGGCGCUUUCCUGUUCGCUCCACAUUAUAAUGCACUUUGUGAACGGUACAUUGGUCCAGGAGUGAACUUCCUUACCUUACUUCAGAGUGCUGAUCUGUGGCUCCAUAGAGUUGAUUUCAUUUUUGAAUUCCCGCGUCCCACUAUGCCAAACAUCGUCUACAUGGGAGGUUUUCAGUGCAAGCCAUCAAAGCCUCUUCCACAAGAUCUGGAGGACUUUGUGCAGAGCUCUGGGGAGCAUGGUGUCAUCAUCAUGUCUCUGGGCACUCUCAUUGGUCAGCUUCCUGAUGAUGUGGCAGAGGCAAUUGCUGAAGCUUUUGCAGAACUUCCACAGAAGAUCAUCUGGAGGUACAAAGGAAAGAGACCGUCGGCACUAGGGAACAACACCUUAAUGCUGGACUGGAUGCCUCAGAACGAUCUUCUGGGUCACCCUAAGACCAGAGCCUUUGUGGCACAUGGAGGAACCAAUGGCAUUCAAGAAGCCAUCUACCACGGGGUACCGAUCAUUGGGUUUGGGCUGAUUUUUGACCAGCCCGAUAAUCUUUCUAAAAUGAGAGUAAAGGGUGUAGCCAAGAAUGUAGACUUUGCCACAGUGGAUAAGGACUCCUUCCUUCAAACUGUCAAAGAGGUCCUUUAUGAGCCCUCUUAUCGGGAGAACAUGCAGAGGCUCUCGAGGCUUCACAAGGACGUCCCAGUGAAGCCUCUGGACAACGCCAUCUUCUGGAUUGAGUUUGUUAUGAGGCACAAAGGUGCCGCUCACUUGCGCACAGACUCUUACAAAAUGCCCUGGUACUCUUAUCACUCUGUUGAUGUCGUUCUGCUCCUGCUUUCUGCUGUGUCACUCAUCAUCCUGACUAUAUAUGCACUUAUCAAGUAUUUCUGCUGCAGAAUAUGCAUGAGAAAAGCAAAGAGCAAAAGUGAAUGAUUUUUAACUAAAUUGACACAUUGUGUUUUUACACAAAGACUCAGUAUCUGUAUUUUUUCUGUUAGACUAUAUUCAAACCUUUUUUCAGUAAAAUAAUCAGGUCGAUCUCUUCAUUAAAAUUUCAUUUUAUUUGGUGAUUUAUUCAUUUUUAUUCAUUCAAAUCAUUAUAUUAUUAUGCAUUACACUAUAAUUUUCACUCACUAUAGGUACAAAUCUUGUAAAAAUAUGUAAUUUAUUGUAUAGAGUGUAUCACAGCAUUCAGUGGUCAGAUAUUUCCUAAUAUUCACCAUCUUGCGUCUCAGUUAUCGACUAUUGAUACUGACCUCUGAGAUUUUCAAUAUUAAUAUUACUUUAAAGUUAUAGUGUUCUUCUCUGCUCCUGAUCACCCUGUCAUCAUUUAUUUUGUAAUAAAAACCAACUGAACGUACAUUAAUUCUUAUAUACUUAGCCCUGGUGAUGGAAAAAAACAAACAAAAGCAAAUGACUGUUGUUUCUUUUACUAUUAUUGUUAUUUU